AUGAAAGUCUUGGGUGUGUUUGCACUGCUCGCAGUCGCUGCGGUCACCAGAGCGCAUGAACCUGUUCAGGCUGUAUUCGGGCAUCAUGCGAAGCAUCUCGACUUGACGCGCGAUCUUAUUGGCCUACACAGGAACUUGACUUCGAUAGAGUCCAUCAGCGGCAAUGAGAAGCACGUCGGCGAAUGGCUAGCGGCGACUCUCGAGGCUCAAGGCUACAGUGUGGAGAAGCAAGUGGUAGAAGAGGAGCCUCUUCGCUUCAACGUACUUGCCUGGCCAGGUGCUUCAGCUCAAGAUGCACGAGUGCUUGUUUCAAGCCACAUCGACACGGUACCCCCUUUCUACCCGUACAAGUACGAUAACAGCACAACCAACGCGACCAUCUUCGGCCGCGGUUCCGUAGACGCCAAGGGCAGUGUUGCGCCACAGGUCAUUGCCGUCAACAAGCUCUUCUCCGAGGGCAAGAUAAGCCCGGAUGAUGUCGCUUUGUUGUACGUCGUUGGUGAGGAGAUCGGUGGCGACGGCAUGCGAGCUGCCAAUGCACUGAGCUUGAAGCCACAAGCAGUCGUCUUCGGCGAGCCUACAGAAGGCAAGCUUGUUUCCGGCCACAAGGGCAAUCUCAUGGUUCAACUCACUGCAAAAGGGAAAGCUGCCCACAGCGGCUACCCUUGGCUUGGACGCAGCGCUAUCGAGGUCCUUGUCAAAGUCCUGGCAGGGCUGAUGGAACUAAGUGCUAACCUGCCGGAGAGCGAUAAGUACGGCGUAACAACUUUCAACUUGGGCAAGAUCCAGGGAGGUGUCGCUGCAAACGUCGUAGCCCAAGAUGCUUCCGCAAGCGUGGCCAUCCGUAUCGCGGAAGGCACGCCAAGCUUCAUCAAGGCGGAGGUCGUCAAGGUCGUUCACCUUGCAGUGCAAUCAUUCCUUGAAGAUGGUAUGAAGCCGGAAGAUGUCGUAGACAUCCAUUUUCCGUCGGCUGGCUACGGUCCUAUUGACAUCGAUCAUGACGUCCCAGGCUUCGAUGCUAUAACUGUAAACUACGGGACCGAUAUACCAAAUUUUAACUUGACCAAGCAGCAGAAGCGCUAUCUGUACGGGCCUGGCAGCAUCCUUGUCGCCCACAGCGACCACGAGACCAUACUCGAGAGCCAGUUAUGGAAGGCUGUCGAUGGUUAUCAGAAGAUCAUCUUGCAUGCUCUCAAUGGGUAG
Molecule: messenger RNA, 1203 nt
Organism: Baudoinia panamericana UAMH 10762
Lineage: Eukaryota; Fungi; Ascomycota; Dothideomycetes; Mycosphaerellales; Teratosphaeriaceae
Exons: 2
Coding region: 1-1203 (400 amino acids)
Molecular function (GO): hydrolase activity
Source: RefSeq, a predicted model, not a curated record